GUACAGAGGAGUGGCUUCGGUCAAGGCUCUGCUCUGCUCUGAUAGCAGGGGCUGGGUCGACGUCAGCUAGCGCCGGUUUUCAUUUCUCGGAGUCAUGGCUGGCCGGUGCUCGUGGAAUCGGGAAUUUAUUGUUGUCGAAGGUUACGUUCUGCCACGGAAAGGCAGUGCGGAAGAUGAGAAGGUGAAAGUGGAAGGAGAGUCAGACACCGAUGAGAAUCAGGAGCACGAGGAGGACUUGCAGUUCUUCGACCUCAAGGAUAUAAUAAAUAUUUCCCUCGGUGCAACCUCCAUCAACGCCUCUUCUGUGGCCAGGCGGUUCGUUAAAAUCAAAGACCUUGGCUCCGGUGACACUUACAAUGUGUUUGGACGGUUUCAUUUUACUUCUCCUUGGUGGAAAGUGACCGCAAAAAUCUUCCGUCAUCAGAAAAAAUGGUAUUUGCAGUGGUAUCCUUCUUAUGCCCUCAGACAUCUGAGCGGAAAGGAACAGAGCAUUGUCAGCCUUUUCUUAAACAAAUGUGGCGUCCACUCAGAUUACAUAAAAGAAUUUAUUGAUUAUUUGUCUCGCCAUGAUCUUCAAUUUCCAGAAGUAUUGAGCAUUUUACAACAGAUUGCAGAAGAGGAAAAGAAAAAGGAUGAAAAUAAAAAUGGUUUUGCAAAUUGCGUUAUUCCCUACAUAACUAAAUCAGUUGAAGGUCAGCAUGUGCUGCAAGCUUUGAAGUUCCAAAGGCUGAUGAAGUAUCUGCCACAACUUCUGCCACGGUACUUUUUGCGUACUUUGAAGAUGAGCAAUGAUACUCUUGAGAAUCUGGACCAGAUGAUUUGUACAGAAGUGUGGAAACUGGGAUUCCGUUCUAUUCUCUCGAAGGAGCUUCACCUUGUUGGUUGUGAGGCAACCUUGUUGGCUUUUGAAGAAGCUGAUCUUCUGAGGACAAUUCCAGAGCUUCAAAAACAUGCUCUUAUCAUUUAUGAUAAACUCAAACAAAUCUGUUGGAAAAAUGGACACACUUAUGUUAAUAUUGAUGAGUUGACUGGAUUACGCCCAUCUGAGUUCAGCGUUGAAAGUGCAUGGGAAUCGCUAAAAUUUUUGAAGGAAUCAAAGAUUAUUGUAAUUGAAAAGAAGCGGGUGUACCUUGAACCUUUCUACAGCUAUGAGCAAGAAAUUGCUACAUGUAUAAAGGAACUUGUGGAUAAACCUCCAUGGUGUAUUUCUAUGACUGUGGAGGAAGUUCUGCGAAAUGCUUUCAUCCAAACCCAGAGGGAAUGCUUACCUAAGGGUAAAGAGGUUGAUGAUACAGAGCACAGUGAAGCAGUUAAUUUGGACCCAGAUCAGAUAAGAGCUGCUACCAUGAUGUGUGAAAAUCCUGUUACAAUUAUAAGUGGUAAAGGUGGGUCUGGAAAGACCACACUUGUCAGUCUCAUCUUCAAGGCAGCAGUUGAAAAUAUGAAAGUUGCAGAGAAUGAAGAACUUUUGCAAGCAUGUGAAGAUCUUGAGCAGGAUCAGUCUGCUCCUGAAUGCUGGGACAUUCCAACAACUAAAGUUCCAAAUACUGGCUAUAUUAAAAAAUGUGAAGUCAGCAAAGCAACUGUGCUGUUCACUGCACCAACUGGAAAGGCAGCAUCUCUUUUAAGGAAAAAAACUGGAUUUGCUGCUUAUACUUUACACCAGGUAAUAUGGAAUUUCAACAUUACCCAAUACCCCAAGGAAAAACGAGCAGUGUUUGAUUGGAAGUUUUCUGAUGUUCAGGUUCUGAUUGUUGAUGAAGGAAGUUUGGUCUCUGUGAAGAAUCUAUGUACUGUUUUAAACUUGCUUAUGACAUAUGCCAAUCUCAAAAAGCUUAUAAUCCUUGGUGAUAUUAGACAGCUGCCCAGUAUAGAGCCUGGCAACAUGUUGAAGGAUAUAUACUCUAGUUUGUACCAAGUUGGAUGGGCAAUUGAGCUACCGACCAACCAUCGUGCCGAGAGCCAGCUAAUAGUAGAUAAUGCUGCUAAGAUUGCUGAGAUGGGACUUAGGUCAGUUUAUAUAAUGUUGGACUAUGAUGCGGUGAUGCAUAUAUCAAAGGAGGUAGAAAUCUCAAUUCCAACACCUGAUAAAAAAUUCAUUCUGGUUUCUCUUGAAUCUAGCCCCUAUGUUCUUCGAGAGGCUAUCAACAUUUUGUUACGAAGGGCUCCAGGACUUGACAAUCAUGUGACAUCACAGUUCAUUGCAUUUAGACGGGAUGAUUGUGCAGAAAUUAACGAACUCUGCUGCAAGCAAUAUUCAGGUCAUUUGACUAAAGAUCAUAAAAAAUAUAAUGACUUCCAGGUCGGGGACAAAGUAUGCUGUACGAGGAAUGGAUAUGUCGUAGACUUUACUAAAGGCCUGACAUCAGAGUCUGAGAAGGAACGCGUUCGCUUAUGUAAUGGAGAAAUCUUUUUUAUCAGUGAGGAUAAAACUGUGUACACCAAUACUUCGUGCAUGCGUUACUUACGACUGGAUGACAAGGAAAAUAGGCAGAUUUUGGUGAAUUUUGAAGAAGUAAGGAGGGAAUGCAAGUUGAUGCAUGCUUGGGCCAAAACAAUCCACACUUUUCAGGGUUCCGAAGCUGACACUGUUGUGUAUGUUGUGGGAACGGCUGGAAGACAGAACUGGCAGCACAUUUAUACUGCAGUCACACGAGGGCGCCAGCGUGUAUAUGUUGUUACAUCUGAGGAUCAAUUUACUUCAGCAGUGACAGCUAGAAGCCCCCAGAGAAACACACGCCUUCGGGAAUUGCUGCAGGAGAAACUAAUAAAACCAAGACCUGCUUCAUGCUUUGAAGGAUUACAGUCCCAGCAGCAGCCAAGUUGGGUGUCCACACCAGCAGCACCCAGCUCAACCCUGUUUCAUUCAUCUGUUUCUUCGACUCGUGUGUUGCCAAACUUUACAUCCUGUGUAGCAGAUGAGAUAAAGGAUAUCACUAACACACAAUCUCAGAAAGAAGACUCCUAUUCGGAAGAUUUGGCUUUUGCACAGAAUUACAGCUGGUCUCCUUAUAGUUUGGAGCUUGACGUCACAGAAUACAGUAGGACCUGGGAAAGGCCAACAGAAGCAGUCGACUCCUUGCUUCAGAUUGGUGAUGGAUCCAUGAGAGAUACUUUGGCAGGGACAACUGCUGAAGCGUCCACCCGCUCUGAAAAAAUUGAAGCAAGCUGGUCUCCUGGCAGUAAGAGAAGUGAUGAUACUUUGGCUGGUGAGGGAUCUGCUCCAAAAUACUCUAAGGUAUUGAUGGAAUCACCUCUUGGCUGCACAAAGUUUAAGAUGAUGACACUUGAUAACUCAUCACCACAAAGACACACUAAAAAGCUGUUUAAAGAGGAGAGUGAAUGAGGGGACGUGCAGACUCUACACGAAAAGGACAUGUUAGCAAUAGACUGCCAUCAUGAAGAUACCUCUGAGGUGGAAUGGCAUGUGCAUUAUGUUUUUAAACUGGUGCUAAGAUAGAUAGUAGUAUUCACCUAAUGAUCAGGAAAAACUGGUUACUGAGAUAUGCUAAAUCAGCAUUAUUAAUUUGUGGCAAUUUCACAGUUGCUUUUUUAAAUUUUCUAAAAUGGUUUUGUAGAAUGUAAGUACUCUUUAAAUUUAAUCUUUCAAACAGCAUCUGUGUUCACUCAUACGACAGUAGUUUGUCUCACAUGGUUUUAUUUCAUCUUGCAUAUCUCAUACAAAUUAGCAGUGAAGAUUCCCAAAACCUUAGACGAUAAAUAUCAUGCUACCAAAGUAGGAAAUUUGUACAAAAAUACUUUACAGUUUAUAAUACUUGUUUGUUACAAAUAAAAAUACAUUGUCCAAAGGACAUGAAUCAAAUCUGUCAUAUCUAAGUUGUAGCUGUCUGUAUUCGUGUUGCUGGCAGUGCUUUUCUUUUUUUAAAAUAUGCAUCACGUCUUUAGGCUGGAAAAUUACAAGUGUGGUAAUUGUACGGUUAAUGGGUCAAAGGAGGGUAGAAACAUUCCCUUGAUUUUUAAAUUGGGGAGUAGGUUUUAACCAUUGGAGACAGGAUACAACCAGAAGCAGAUCAGCUGUUCUGGAUAAAGUAAAACUCCGUUAAUCUGGCAUGCAUAAGACUUUGGUGCUGGACUAGCAAAUUUUCCAGACUAUUGGAUGUUAUUUUGUUUAUACACUAACACAUUGGUAUUGGUUUAUUAUUGUCACUUGUACGGAGGUACAGUGAAAAGCUUGUCUUACAAACCCAUCGUACAGGUCAAUUCAUUACACAGUGUUUGAUUUUAAAGGUGUUACAGAGUAACAUUUCAGUGAACCAAGUGAGUUUAAAGGGAGUGCAGGACUGUGGCCUCCAGCAAGAGGCCAGAGAACACGGGAAACAUCACCUGGUGAGAUGGUUGCCAAACUACUGGGAUUUCUGACUGGUUGGAUAGUGAGUGGAUUAUCAGAGUUUUACUGGUUACACUUUUUUUUUCCUGUUAGCCACUCCAACUACAUUCUAUGAUUGCAGAAUGUUAGAAUCUACCCCCAUGUGUUUUGAUCCAUUAUAGUGAGUGAGGCACAAGCAACAAUAAUACUAAGAUACUUAACCAGCCUUAAGUUCAUAUACAUCAAAGUAAAAUUCAAAUUUCAGUUAUACUGAUUUAUAUUAUAAAGUCAAUCAUUUACAAAUACAAAUGUGUUCCUUAACUAGUUACCAACCCCAAUGAUGGACCAUUAAAUGUGAAGACACUUUACACAAAUGAGCAGGUUUAGGAUUACGUGUUGGAAAAUGGAUUGAGAUUUAAGACCAAGUAAUCCACAUGGCAGAUACAUAUCAGUUACAAUCUCUAUGGCAAUAUCAGAAUUUUCAUGGCAAAAGGUGAGGCGAUAAAUUCCCAGCACAGAAGGUCACCUGUGGUUAUUGGACUUGGGGGGUGUUAUUUUACUUUCACACUGAAGGAUUCUUUUAGCAAGUUGGUGCUUUCCAAAAUAUAAGUGUAACUGAGAUUUAGUUUAUAAUAUUUUGCAGUGUGAAAGAGGAGUCCUUUGAUUAUGUCAGAUUACUACUGUCAGUAUAUGCCAAGAAUUGCCUCAAGGCCCCUCCCACUGAGUGUCACCUUGAUGGCUAGUAGCAAUUGGAACAUAACUUUGGCCAUAAACUAGUUCACAGAAGACUAGCUUAAUAUUAAUUGUCUGUGCAGUUUUAAACUUUUAAUUCAAACAUUUACAAUUAUUAUGGGUAAGACUAUGCUGCACUAAUAGUUUUACAAUGAUUUCUCUGAUUUCUAAAUGCUCAAUUUGUUUUCAAAUGGCAUGCUAUAAUUUUCUUAUUGCCCAAGAACCAGCUGGCAGCAUAGAUCGUCAUUUAUUUUAAAGUUUUUCUAGAAUUUGGACAGUAAGCACCAUGGGGUGGGGGUGGGGGGUGAACUCUUGGCAAUGGAGCUUUUGUUUCAUGGCUGUGCCCUGCAUAGACUGGCUUAAUGUUUGUCAAACCUUUUAACCUUUUGUCAUUUGCAUUAUGAGGCGGGGACAAGUUUCUGUUCACUUCUGAAAUGUGUGCACUUGGUACCUGGUGAGAGACAUGAAUGGUUGAUAAAAGUGAGUUAGCACCAUUGGAAAAAAAAACAAUGCCUCAGUCUAUUGGACUGAAUACCUGGCAC
Pristis pectinata (smalltooth sawfish) is the source of this 5601-nucleotide messenger RNA. It is a transcript of the gene helb, whose product is annotated as helicase (DNA) B. The coding region runs from base 95 to 3346 and encodes 1083 amino acids. The transcript is spliced from 13 exons. NCBI's taxonomy places the organism in Eukaryota, Metazoa, Chordata, Chondrichthyes, Rhinopristiformes, Pristidae. The record is from RefSeq and is a predicted model, not a curated record.